GGUUUUAGAAUACCUAAUGUAGAUCAUGGAAAGGAUAGUGAUAUGUAGAUGCGAUUAGAUAAAACGUGUAGUGUGUAUCUAGGAACAAAUGCCAGUCAGUCUGGUGGGAAUUUCGUGGUUAGAAUUUCAACUUUCCCUUCUGUUUACAUACGUAGAAUUACUCUGCUCUAAGGCGUGUACGAAAUUAGAUGCACUGCAGAAAAGAGAUGAUAAAAUAUAUCGCUGAAGCUUUCUUGUGUGGAAGAUUUCGACCCUACUUUCAAAUUUAUUUUAUUAUAAUUAUUUUUUUUAAUCCAGCAUGACUCUUCGUUUUGUAGAGGAAGGAAAAAGGGGAAAGAGAGAGAGGAGCGAAGUCAUUUAGUGUGAUUCAGAUCGAGAUGAUGUCCGAUAAAGCGUGGCCACUUUAUCUCUUGGAUACCUGUUUAUCGGCGACCUAUCUGAUUACCUUGCCUUCCGCCCUCUCCUCCCCUCCUCCCCCUGGCCGCCCGCCAGAUCGCUCAGUGGCCCUCGGGCGGCUUCGGCGGCGGCUCACACGGCCUUCCUUCAGCGCCCCCAAGUCUUCUCGUCGUCCUACUCCUCGCGGCGCCCUCAGAAUUGUCAAGGUGACCUCCUAGUAACACGAGAGGAGGAGGAGGACGAGUGCCAGUAUGGGAAGUGGCCUGUCAUGGCUGCCCCUUGUCACCGGUUCCCUGCUGCCCCUCACCUUCCUCGCCACGUAUGUCUGGUCGGUAGUUACGGGGCAUGUUGAACCGGACUUCCCCUACAUCAGCGCCACGGGGACCUACCCGCCAGAGAGCUGCUUCUUCGGACAGAUGCUUAACAUUGACGCUGUGCUGUUGGCAGCCCUGGUGUGGGUGAGGCACAAGAUAAUCCUCGACUACUGCGCCAAGAACAUUGCCCCGAAGACGCUUCCGUCCAGGAGCAAAGUGGCUUCCUUCUUCGGGUAUGCAGCUUCCCUUGGGAUCUCUUUGGUUGGGAACUUUCAGGCCACCAAUUUCAUAAGCAUUCACCUUCUUGGCGCCUGGCUGGCCUUCGGGGUGGGAAAUGUAUACAUAUGGAUGCUGGCGGUGAUGUCGUAUAGUCUGGAGCCGCGAGUGAACAGCCGAGCAGUAUCGCAUUUACGUGUCAUCUGCUCCUUCCUUGCCAGCGCCAUGGGCGUGUUAACGGUCGUCUUCAGUUACCUACACGCACGAGACAACAAAGACGUGGCUUACUGGACAGCAGAGCACAGCUGGAUGAGAGAUCGAAACAGCUGGGCCUAUCACGUCGUAGCCACAGCUUCGGAGUGGGUCCUUGCUGGUGCCUUUUACGUUGUCAUGUUGACCCUUGUCCCAGAGUUCAAGCGUGUGUCGGUGCAGGGGAUGGUGGUAGAGCUGGAGAGAGACCGCAGACAAGUAAGAGGAGAUGACAGUCGAAGCACUGGCACGGUCAAUGAGUCCUUCACGGAGACUGUCAGAUUAUGAUAGAUGCUCCAAGCAGUCUAGUCAAACCCCACAAGAGAUAUAGUGUUACAAGGUAAUUUUAAGGAGUGGAUUCUAAGCCAGGUUAAUGAGCAACUGAACAACCGGACACUGAAGGAAGCAGCAAAAUGUACUUAUUCUUUACCAUGAAUGAUCAGGAAUAUAUUCAGUUUGGUUCAACAGUAUAAAAAUGUAUUGCCUAUUAAAAAAAAAAAAAAAAAGAUUACCUCGAGUUAAAAAAAUGUAUUAGUAAUAAUAAAAAACUCUAUUCAGGCUUUUCUUUAUUAAAUUUAUGUAUAAUUAGGUAAUCUGUCUCAAAUAUGGAUGCUGACCUGUGUAUGGAUAAAGCCUUGUUUUUAAAAGCAUCAGGAACAUGUAAACAUUUGAAAAGUAUUCCACACAAAUGCUUGUCUUCCUUAGUAAAAACUCCUUGAACAUUUG
This is a messenger RNA of Penaeus chinensis, 1901 nucleotides long. Its product is annotated as DNA damage-regulated autophagy modulator protein 2-like. The record is from RefSeq and is a predicted model, not a curated record. Lineage: Eukaryota; Metazoa; Arthropoda; Malacostraca; Decapoda; Penaeidae. Bases 648 to 1463 code for a protein of 271 amino acids. The transcript is spliced from 9 exons.